Messenger RNA from Coccidioides immitis RS, 1689 nucleotides. RefSeq lists its product as uncharacterized. The record is from RefSeq and is a predicted model, not a curated record. Bases 456 to 1232 code for a protein of 258 amino acids. Gene Ontology annotation, molecular function: glutathione transferase activity; maleylacetoacetate isomerase activity. Gene Ontology annotation, biological process: glutathione metabolic process; L-phenylalanine catabolic process. The transcript has 5 exons. Lineage: Eukaryota; Fungi; Ascomycota; Eurotiomycetes; Onygenales; Onygenaceae.
GAUGCGCCACAGUUGCAUGAUCAAAUCCUUCAUCCGGAUCAAUCCCAAGGCGCUCGCCGAAGAAGACCAAAUUAUCACUGCCGCUACGCUACCCAGUUCCUAUGUUGAACCGAUUUUCUCUCGUGUAAAGCGGGGAAAGAUAUCGAGAUGACAAAUGCGUCUUAUCAAUAUUCGUAUUCCAUUGGACGGGGAAUCGCACGACGAGAAGGGAACGAUAAGAGAAUAGCUCUGCUCCGAGAGGCAAUGAGCGUGUGUUAGUUCUUUGACCACGGAACGGGGGAGCAAAAAAGGGAAUAUAAACCCCCUCGUACAAUCCUACUGAUGUGGAUCGAUUCGUGUUUCUUGAGUGUCUUUAAAUUUCUUUUUUUUGGAUUUAUCAUUCAAAAUUUUUUGUGUGUGUGUGUGUGUGUGUGAGAGAGAGAGAGAUCUUGACGACUCAUCCAAUUGCUCGAAAGAUGGCUUCUGGGACAGAGAAGGAAUACACCGUCAUUGGUGCCUGGACUCGAUACUCGAGCUGGACGGCGCGCGUUACUACUCUGCUAGACUUCUACGAGAUCCCCUAUGAAGCGGUGAUCACAUCGCUCGAAGAGGCCACGAAGCUCUCCCACUCCGGCCUCGCCCCCGCUCUUACCGUCCGCUCAUUGGGAGAAGACAUCCAGGUCAAUGACUCUCUUGCCAUCCUCGAAUUCCUCGCCGAGGCUCACCCCGAUCUACCGUUUUGGCCAAAAGACCGUGCUCUCCGUGCACUAGCUCGGAGUGCUGUAGCGCGUAUGCAUUCUGGCCUGUGCCGUACAUUACAGGCUACGUGCGGUACGAACUUUUUGGGCCAAUAUACGGGGAAUGUGCCGAUCAGCGAUGAUGCCAUAGUAGAGGCGAAGAGGACUCUUGCGCUGUGGAGCCAGUUGAGGAAGAAGACAGCUGAGCGGUUGAAGGAACUGGGUCAGGACGACAAGGGCUUCUUGUUUGGCGAGUUUGGUAUUGCGGAUUCGGUGUUUUGGCCGGUGUUGUGGCGAUUCCGCUCGUAUGGGCUUCCUCUUGAUUCUGCCACUCCGGAGGCCCUUGCCUGGAUGAGGCAAAUGUGGGCGCAUCCCAAGAUGAAGGCAAUUCAGCAGGGAUAUCAUCGCCAAGGCAAACGGGCCGAGACGGCUAUACCGGCCUAUGACAAUAUCUUCAAGGAUCGUUUGGAUGUACAGUACAGUUGGUUCCCGGAAGAUUGGGAGCUCACGCCUUGAACUUCGUGGCACAAGAACAAGGUUGUAUGAUUCCCAAACGAUACAAGAUACUAGCCAUCGUGUUUGAUUUGCUUAUUUGAUAAUGUAAGUACAUACAUACACAAAUGGGCUGUAAAUCACUUCUCAAACUUCAUUAAAUGAGUGGAAUACUCUCUCCGUGGUGAUUUUCGCACAGAGCUGCCGAUCUUCGUGCUCCACUGACAUGGAGUAGCAAAAUAACGCAAUGUUUGUAAAAAGCGGUUCGAAAUGACGAUCGUGCUUGAGUCACGCCAAACAGAUCCACGGAUAUUUAUUCGUUCACAAUGCCUUCGUACACUUUGAUCGUAUCCCUAGCCGUAUUUGUUGCGCUCUGCGGGUUUGCACCCGUGACGAUCCUGCCGUCGACUUUGCAGAAGUCGUCCCAGGGGUCUUCGGGAGGAACAUAUUCGGCGUUGGCGGUCUGAGCCAUAUCGGCGAU